Ooceraea biroi (clonal raider ant) is the source of this 2071-nucleotide messenger RNA. RefSeq names its product chromatin assembly factor 1 p55 subunit (gene Caf1-55). Gene Ontology annotation, molecular function: protein binding. NCBI's taxonomy places the organism in Eukaryota, Metazoa, Arthropoda, Insecta, Hymenoptera, Formicidae. The record is from RefSeq and is a predicted model, not a curated record.
UUUGCGGUCGGUCCGAGCGUCUUGUCGUGUCGGCACUCGCUGUACUUGGUGGAAUUUUGGCGGGCCGGUUAGCCGCUUGUUGUGGCUUCUCAAUUAUCUCUCAAGUUGAUAAAAUUUGCGAGGACUAAAUGAUGGCAGACAAGGAUGGUGAAGAAGUAUCUCAGCGUCGUUCUUUCUUUUCUGGUGCAGAAGGCUUUGAUGAUGCGGUGGAGGAACGAAUCAUUAAUGAGGAAUAUAAGAUCUGGAAGAAGAACACUCCAUUUCUAUAUGACCUAGUAAUGACGCAUGCCUUGGAAUGGCCAUCAUUGACGGCGCAAUGGCUGCCUGACGUUACCAGACCCGAAGGAAAGGACUAUUCAGUCCAUCGGCUAAUUCUGGGCACUCAUACGUCAGACGAGCAGAAUCACUUGCUCAUCGCAAGCGUUCAGUUGCCGAACGAAGACGCGCAAUUCGAUGCCUCCCACUAUGACAAUGAGAAGGGCGAAUUCGGCGGUUUUGGCUCUGUGAGCGGCAAGAUCGAGAUCGAGAUAAAGAUCAAUCACGAAGGCGAGGUGAACAGAGCGCGAUACAUGCCGCAGAACCCGUGCGUGAUCGCGACGAAGACGCCCUCCAGCGACGUGCUCGUGUUCGACUACACGAAGCAUCCCAGUAAACCGGAUCCCAACGGAGAGUGUCAUCCAGACUUGCGAUUACGAGGCCAUCAGAAGGAAGGAUACGGUCUUUCAUGGAAUCCCAAUUUGAACGGAUACCUGCUGAGUGCUUCAGACGACCAUACAAUUUGCCUAUGGGAUAUCAAUGCUACGCCAAAAGAGAAUCGCGUUAUCGACGCGAAAACCAUUUUCACGGGACACACGGCUGUAGUCGAGGACGUCGCCUGGCAUCUGCUGCAUGAGUCGCUCUUUGGUUCGGUCGCCGAUGAUCAGAAGCUUAUGAUCUGGGAUACAAGAUGUAACAACACCAGCAAGCCGAGUCACACCGUUGACGCUCAUACUGCGGAAGUAAACUGUCUGAGCUUCAACCCGUACUCCGAAUUUAUACUAGCUACCGGUAGCGCGGAUAAGACUGUCGCGCUUUGGGAUUUGAGAAAUCUCAAAUUGAAGUUGCACUCAUUUGAAUCACACAAAGACGAGAUCUUCCAAGUGCAGUGGUCCCCGCACAAUGAGACCAUAUUAGCAAGCAGUGGUACCGAUAGACGGUUGCACGUUUGGGACUUGAGCAAAAUCGGGGAAGAGCAGUCUAGUGAGGAUGCUGAGGACGGACCACCUGAAUUGCUGUUCAUACACGGAGGCCAUACCGCUAAGAUCAGUGAUUUCUCAUGGAACCCGAAUGAACCGUGGGUGAUCUGCUCAGUGUCGGAGGAUAAUAUAAUGCAGGUAUGGCAGAUGGCAGAAAAUAUUUACAACGACGAAGAGCCCGAGACACCAGGAAGUGAGAUUGAAACUGGUGGCUCAUAACGCGGGAUGAUUCAUUAUCCCUACGAAUAAUGUGUCGCUUCCAUCAAUUCCGGAUACUCACGCGUAUCCGCAACCGCGUCAUGUUAAACGAUACUGCGGCAGGUUUGCUUUACGUUGGCAAAUGUGGACUUGGGAAGCGACAAAUUUGAAUUUCAGUUGACUUGUGUGAAAAACAAUGUAAUUUAAAAAAAAAGGAAUCCGCAUCAUCAUAUUUUCGGAAGCUCUCGCAUUUUAGACGCGUAUAUACAUAUAUACGUACAUGUAUCAUUUUAUCUAAUUGAACUUCUGUAACUUCUGUGAAUUUACGGAGAGAGGAAACGAUGACGAUGGGAGGAGUCUUCACGAAUAGUUUCGAGUAUUUUAAACCAAGUAUGAAUGGUAUUCAUCAAUGAUGUAUCUCGACUACUCGUUAAAUCAGUUGACACGACUGUUAGAAGCGGAGGGUACACAACAAGGUAAUUAGUUACACAUUUCUUAUACGUCAGUAUGUUUUCCGUAUUAAAAAAAAAUAUCUCUGACACAGUGGAAGCUCAACUAAAAUUAGGGAAUGCCAAGUACUUUUUCUACUUCAUUUUAAAUGUGAAUAAUAAAGAAAUAAUGUAAACUUGUGCACAAUG